AUGUCUAGGAUACAUCCGGCUGCAGUGAAUAGAUACCAGGAUCAUGAUCAAGAUCAUCCGCUGGAGCUUCAAGAUGUUCAUGAUCAUCGUGUGCCUCCCUCUGCGCUCACUGUGUGGAAGAGAUCCAGCAUGAGUUUCCAGGGGACUGAUGGAUUCACAGUGUUCGAUGACCGCGGAAUAUUGACUUUCCGAGUAGACAACUAUUCGAGAAAAAACUGUUGUGUUAGAGGAGGGCUUGUCCUAAUGGACGGAGUCGGAAGGGCCUUGCUGACCCUCAAACCCCAGAUGUUGAGCAUGCAAGACCAAUGGAAUGCAUAUAGAGGAGAAGAUGGGUGUGGAAAGAGCCCAAAAUCCAGCAGGGUGUUUGCCAUGAGAAGUGGGUCUGGCCUUUUUGGCAGCAGCAACAAAAGUGAAGCAGCUGAGGUGUUCAUGGGAGCUCAUGCAACUGGCACCCCAGAUUUCAGAAUUGAGGGUUGUUUUGGGAGACGAAAUUGCAAAAUCAGAAGCCGCAGUGGACAAUUGGUGGCCAGUGUAGCUAGAAAGAGAGUAAACAAUACAGUCUUGCUUGACAAUGAUGUGUUCAACUUGGUGGUUCAACCAGGCUUCGACCUUGACCUUAUUAUGGGUUUUAAAUAA
Molecule: messenger RNA, 636 nt
Organism: Prunus armeniaca (apricot)
Lineage: Eukaryota; Viridiplantae; Streptophyta; Magnoliopsida; Rosales; Rosaceae
Source: the annotation of a GenBank genome assembly